Molecule: messenger RNA, 2811 nt
Organism: Klebsormidium nitens
Lineage: Eukaryota; Viridiplantae; Streptophyta; Klebsormidiophyceae; Klebsormidiales; Klebsormidiaceae
Source: the annotation of a GenBank genome assembly
GUGGUUGGAAUGCAGCAGAAGACAGUUCACAUGUUCGGUAUGUGGGCAUUACGAAAAGCAGAAUCUUCACUGAGCUCCAGCAACAGCGCCAAGGCAGCAUUGGAAUGAUCUCCUAGAGGCCAAUUCGAGGGAGGAGAGAGCAGCAAUCAAACGGCUGCUCGUGCAGCUGGCAAAGUUUUCUUCUUGCAUUCCGGAGAACAUGGCCAGGAACAAAACCCCCAAGUUUGCCUGGCGGAGCUUCUUUGCGGCCAGCGGGCAUGACAUCUGGGCCAUCAUUGCAAAAGCAAUUGAAGUUGCAGCGGAAGAUGAGGUGUCCGAGCUGAGAAAGAGGCGAGACGGCAUUGUUGAACAGAUGUACAGAUUGAGCGCGGUUGCCGUUGUUCCUGAAGCAGGUUGUACUAGUGUUGAAGAGGGCGCAGGUGUACAAGCACUGGCCCAGAGGGAGGGGUUUGUAGAUGGUGUUGACACGUCGACGGCCCCUUCCAAGCGAAUAAACCCUUCGGCAUUACAAAGUGACGCAGCUGAGACAGACACAGUCGUGAACGGGAGUCAACAACCAGUGCAGACUACUGCAUCACCAAGAGGGGAGAAAGCUCACCAAAAGGUGACCUCUCUGGGGGCAGCUAGAAGAGGAGAUGUUGAUGUAUCUUCACGAACUGGCUAUGCUGAUGAAGAAGAGUUGCAGGUUGCCAUUGAACAAGACAGCCUAAGAAUGCAGGAGAUCCUGCUGUCAAGGUCGAAACUUUCAGCUCCAAACAAGUCAGAAGAGGCCAUUUUGCAAGCGAUGGCGUCACUGGAGAGGAUGAACAUUACUGUGGAGGAGCUGAAAGCUACUGAAAUUGGGAAAACAAUCAGCAGUCUCCGCAAACACCCGGCAAAACCUGUGCAAAUCAAGGCUAAGCACCUUGUCAAGUCAUGGAAAGAACUUGUGGAAGAUUUCCAGGCUGUCACAAAUGAAAUAAGCAAGAAGUCGUCCACAGAUUCCAUUGCCAUAGAGGGAGGUCUCGAGGCCCCCCCUCUGGAUGCGGCCACUCUCGCUUCUAGAAAUACGUCUGCUGAGUUGUCUCAGCUGCUAGAGGACUUCACUGCAGAGGACCUCGCGGCCGGUUUGGAAAAGCUCUCUUCCACCGUAACCCCCGGCUCUGCCCCGGUGAACAGUAGGCUGGCCUUCCUUAGCCCGGUAUAUGACCCCCGGCCUCCUGCCUCUCGCGACAGCGAUUUUGAAGCUGCGACCAACCCUGCCUCUGCUGCUUCCGAACCGAGCGGAGUGUCUACUGACAAGGAAACACGGGAAAAGGCUGCUGCGGAGAAGUGGCAACAGGCAGCCAAGCUUAAUGGCGUUCCCGAGGGGGGCGGUGGAUUGAGGGGUCAAUCUUUGGGGAGGGGCGACUUCGUAAGCGCCGAAGUAGAAAAGAAAGAGAGUGCGGGAGAAAGGUCGGAACGAAGCAGUGGUGUCGUGGCGUCGGGGGACACGCCGAAGCGGGCGCGCAGUUUAAAAGAAACUGAUGUUUUUGGUGAGGGGGAAGGGCCAGCGAAGAAAGCGCGCGUGGGAGAAGGGUCCGGGCCUGAUGGGCAUAGGACGGAAAGCUUGGGCACCGGAGCGAAGGCGGACGUCAAGAGCGCGUCGGAGCGAGGGGCUCCGUCUGCUCAGCCGCCCGGGAGCUCUUCGAAAGCAAGCGGGGAUUUGAGAUUGGGCCAAGACAGGGCCCGGAGUAAGACCCCCGAGGCAGCCGUGCAGAGCUCGGGACACGGUUCGAACCCUGCCCGGGCUUCGAGUAGUAAGCCACCAGGCGUUGUACAAGCGACAGGAGCACCGGGCUCGCAGUUGGGUGGCAGGCAACCGGGCAAGCCGGGCGAACGGCCUCGCAGUGGAACGCCGGAGCUGCCCGUGAAAUUGGGCCGUCCCAGUCUCAGCCCGGUUCGGACGCCCGUGCGACCCGUGUCGCACUCGGCGGAUGGCCAGAAGCCCCUUCCCAAGCCGCACAGCGCGAACAACUUUCUGCAGUUCAACGAUACGGCAAAGCGGGCGACGGCGCCCCCCCGAAGAAACCCGGAGAUGCGCGACCCCCCACCAAAACAACAGAGCGGGGUCGAGCAACCGGUUGUCGGGUCCCAGGCGAACCACGCGAACGGGGAGAAAGGGCGGGAGAGACACUUCCAUGCGGGAGGGGUCUCGGAAGCUCGAAAGCCAGCCGUAGGAAAGCCAAAGAAAACGCCGGGACUCGAAUCGGCGUCGGAUGACGACCUGUUCGACGAGUUGGACCCGCUUCCGAGGGCUAGAAAACAGUCGGUGCGAACGCCCGACGGCGCGCCUGCUAGGCGGGCCACCUCGGCUGCUGACGUCGGCAAGAGCAGAACCCCGGUUGGUUCGAACUCCGGGUCCGAGCCGGAGACGGGGCUCGAGGAGGAGGACGGCUUUUUGAGCGACAGCGACUCUGAGGAGAUGGGGGACUUGCUGAUGGAACCGGCCAACAAGCUCGAGGAGACGAAGCGACGCCUUCACGAGAAGUACCUCCAGGCAGAGAAUGCCAAGAAGAGCCGCACAACGCUUGAGCUCAAAGCUGGUGAUGUUCCAACACGCAAGAAAGCGUUGGGGCAUAGUGAUCGAAGCAAAGCCCGUGGUAGUAUACAUUCAAAACUCUCGAAACUCGCACGGAGAUGACGUGCCUAGUCUUGGCACUCAAUUUCCGUUGUGCUGGCUUAUUAUAAAAGGUCCGGACGGUUCGUCCGUUUAUGUUUAUGGAUGCAACGGACUUUCCGCCAUCUGUGGUGACACCAGCUUCUUCCAACACGGGUGGCUGGCCUUGGUGC